AUGUCCAACCCCUUCCUAAAGCAAGUCUUCAACAAGGACAAGACGUUCCGGCCCAAGCGCAAGUUUGAGCCGGGCACACAGCGCUUUGAGUUGCACAAGCGGGCGCAGGCGUCGCUGAACGCAGGGCUGGACCUGCGGCUGGCCGUGCAGCUGCCCCCGGGGGAGGACCUGCACGACUGGGUGGCCGUGCAUGUGGUGGACUUCUUCAACCGUAUCAACCUCGUCUACGGCACCGUCAGUGACGGCUGCACCGAGCAGACCUGCCCAGUGAUGUCGGGUGGCCCCAAGUACGAGUACCGCUGGCAGGAUGAGCGGGAGUUCCGCAAGCCCACUGCGCUGCCCGCCCCCAAGUACAUGGACCUGCUGAUGGACUGGAUCGAGGUACAGAUCAACAACGAGGACCUCUUCCCCACCAAUGUAGGCACGCCAUUCCCCAAGAACUUCCUGCAGGUGGUGAAGAAGAUCUUGUCUCGGCUGUUCCGCGUGUUUGUGCAUGUCUACAUCCACCACUUUGACCGCAUCGCGCAGAUGGGCUCCGAGGCGCACGUCAACACCUGCUACAAACACUUCUACUACUUCGUCAAGGAGUUCAGUCUCAUCGACACCAAGGAGCUGGAGCCACUGAAGGAAAUGACCGCUCGAAUGUGCCACUGA
Molecule: messenger RNA, 654 nt
Organism: Chrysochloris asiatica (Cape golden mole)
Lineage: Eukaryota; Metazoa; Chordata; Mammalia; Afrosoricida; Chrysochloridae
Gene: MOB3A
Product: MOB kinase activator 3A
Exons: 3
Coding region: 1-654 (217 amino acids)
Biological process (GO): signal transduction; positive regulation of protein phosphorylation
Cellular component (GO): nucleus; cytoplasm
Molecular function (GO): protein kinase activator activity
Source: RefSeq, a predicted model, not a curated record